AUGACUGACGAGAAAUCCAUCACUCCGACGGCGAAUCUGGAGACCACUGGCGACGGAAACAUGACCGAUUUGACUUCUUUGAUUCAGGGUGUCCUCCAACAGACACAAGAUCGAUUCCAGCACAUGUCGGAUCAAAUUAUCCGCAGAAUUGACGAUAUGACUCAGAGAAUCGACGAUUUGGAGAAGAAUAUCUCCGAUUUGUUGCAAUCGAAUCAAGUCGACCCGCCCGCGACUGCUCAGUAG
Molecule: messenger RNA, 243 nt
Organism: Caenorhabditis remanei
Lineage: Eukaryota; Metazoa; Nematoda; Chromadorea; Rhabditida; Rhabditidae
Exons: 1
Coding region: 1-243 (80 amino acids)
Biological process (GO): cellular heat acclimation
Cellular component (GO): cytosol; nucleus
Molecular function (GO): transcription corepressor activity
Source: RefSeq, a predicted model, not a curated record